UCAUCGUGUGUGUGGCCCCACCCCUCUGCACGGGCCGCUCCGUCAGAGCCUGAGGUCAGAGAUGAGAGCAGGUCGCGACGAGGAGAACCGAGGAGGACCGAGGUGGGAACUGCUGAAACUGAAGAACCCUGCGAUGUCAGAGUCCGACAGACAAACUGAAGGAGAAGAGUCGGACCGUGUGGACGAGGUCGGGAGGAGGCUGAUCGUCCGGGAGGAGCAGCUCUUCAGUCAGGACUCAACCAGUGAGGACAACAGCCGGCUGCAGAAAGACUUCGAGGAUCUGACCCUGCAGAUAUGGACGACUGUUCAAAACACCUUCACCUCCUCCUCCUCCUCAGGACAGCUGGACCAGCUGAGGAAUGCCGUGGCCUGCAUCCAGCAGCAGGAGGUGCAGGACCGGCGCUGGACAGAUCGUCCCGAGGACCGACUCCCUGUGUGGCGUCCUCUGAAAUGUAUCAGCGCUCACAACACUCUGCUGCACAACCUGGUGGAGUCCAGACUGACGGAGGCUGCGGAGGACGAGUCGGGUGGAACCGAAGGCUUCUCCUCACCUCUGAAGAGAGAGGUGUGUCACAUGGGGAGACGUGUGAGGGACGACCUGCUGACGGUGGCGAGGACGGUGACGGACUGUUACCCUCCGGAGAUGGACGUCCUGAACGUCUACGCCGGACUCUACCACCAGAGCUUCUCUGCUCGGCUGACGGAACUCGCCGCCUCUGGACCGGAGAUAAGCGACUGCAGCUACCUGCUGCUCUGGGUGAACCACUUCUACCCACAUACAGUUUUAAAACAUGAAGACCUGGACGGGAAGAUGAGGGUGGAGCGUUCGAGUUCUCUGCUGCUGGAGGACGACCUGACCCGGCUGGAGGAGCAGUACCUGACCCACCAAGAGGACAAAGUCAAGUUGUGGCUGAGCAGAGCGUUACAGAAGGAAGAGGAGAGCUGGCUGAGCGGCGCCAACCCUGAGCUCAUCGACAGCUACUGCUACAGUCCACUGGCUGCUGAUGUCAUCCAGAUGACAGACAGGGUCCUGACGGAGUCUGGACACGUGAUCAGAGAGCAGAGCAGAGGUGAGAGGAUCACCGCUCACCUGGAGAGUUUCCUCAGCAGCUACAAGACGAGUGUGGAACAGUUUGUGAAGAUGAACCAGAUGAACCUGCGCUCGGUGAUCAAAGCUCACCUGGUCUGUGAGCAGCAGUUCAGGGAUUACGUCACAGAUCCGACAGGAAACCUGACUGAGCAGCAGAGACAACGCUGUCUGGACACUCUGACUGCACUGAGGGAUUGUGGGUACAGGUACUUUACCUGUCCCAUCCACCUGGAGCUGAAGGUGUGUUACCGUCAUCUGUGGACGUCUGUGUGGAUGGACGGGUCACUUCCUGUCGUCGACUCUCUGCUCAACUCUCUGAUUGGACAGCUGACGGACCUGAAGGACCUGAGAGAAGCCUGCAGACAGUCUCUGCUGUGUGUCGUCCAUCAGGACGUGGUUCUUCAGUAUGUGAUGAGGAUGAUGAAGACCAAGAUGAAGGGCAGAGAGCAGCAGGUGGGCGGAGCUCAACGGAUGAAAGAAGAUGCUCAGAAGAUCAACGACUUCUUCACAGAGGGGGGCUGCAGCGAGUCCUUGUGGUUCUCUGAGGUUCUCUGCAGCAUCGCUGAGGUUCUUCGAUUGCAGGAUCCAGGAAGUGUUCAGCUAGAGCUGGUCAGUCUGGCGAGAGCGUUCCCCGACCUCAGUGACGUUCACGUGUCAGCGCUCCUGUCUUUGAAAACCGGCCUAUCAGCUGCUGACACUCGCUCCAUCCGGCGGAGCGUGAAGGAGAACCGCCUCCUCGAUGUCUCCACCAGUCACAGCCCUCCGUUUUUCUCCAGGGUCAAAGUCAAUUGGAUCAGUACUAAGAUCAAUCAGAUGAGGCUGUAGAAGUGUGUUAGCAUGUUGUUGGCAUGUUGUUAGUUUGCAGAAUCACUCAGUAAACAGUUGUUUUUUUUAUUCUCAUUGUAAUUUGUUCCAGUGUUGCUGAUUUAUAAAGGUAAUAAAAAAUCA
Molecule: messenger RNA, 2038 nt
Organism: Scophthalmus maximus (turbot)
Lineage: Eukaryota; Metazoa; Chordata; Actinopteri; Pleuronectiformes; Scophthalmidae
Product: tumor necrosis factor alpha-induced protein 2-like
Exons: 13
Coding region: 62-1915 (617 amino acids)
Biological process (GO): exocyst localization; exocytosis
Cellular component (GO): exocyst
Molecular function (GO): SNARE binding
Source: RefSeq, a predicted model, not a curated record